CCUCUGUCUUUCUCCCGGGUUAGGGGGAAGCUCCCUCCCGGACCCGGAGCCCGUUUAGCCGUAGUGGGCGAGCCUCUUUAUGACCCGCUGCCCCUCGCCGUCGCCCGCCGCCCCGGGCCGGACCGGACCGAGGCGCUCGCGGGGCUCGGUCCCCUCGCCCCCCGGGGCAGAAGCGGCCCGGGGAGUUUUGUUGGAAGUUGCAAAGUCCUGGAGCCUCCAGAGGGCUGUCGGCGCAGUAGCAGCGAGCAGCAGCGUCCGCGCGCUCCGGCGAGGGGCAGACGAGCUCGAGGGAGCGCGGGACAGCGGGAGCUAAAGCCGAGCGCGGACCGACCCGGGACCCACCGCCGUCCCCAGGCCGCCCAGCAGAGCCCCAGCCAUGGCACACCAACUCUUAUGCUGCGAGGUGGAGACCAUCCGCCGGGCAUACCCCGAUGCCAACCUCCUCAACGACCGGGUGCUGCGGGCCAUGCUCAAGGCGGAGGAGACCUGCGCGCCCUCGGUGUCCUACUUCAAGUGUGUGCAGAAGGAGAUCCUGCCGUCCAUGCGGAAGAUCGUGGCCACCUGGAUGCUGGAGGUCUGUGAGGAGCAGAAGUGCGAGGAAGAGGUCUUCCCGCUGGCCAUGAACUACCUGGACCGCUUCCUGUCGCUGGAGCCCGUGAAAAAGAGCCGCCUGCAGCUGCUGGGGGCCACCUGCAUGUUCGUGGCCUCCAAGAUGAAGGAGACCAUUCCCCUGACGGCCGAGAAGCUGUGCAUCUACACUGACAACUCCAUCCGGCCCGACGAGCUGCUGCAAAUGGAGCUGGUCCUGGUGAACAAGCUCAAGUGGAACCUGGCCGCGAUGACCCCGCACGAUUUCAUCGAGCACUUCCUCUCCAAAAUGCCCGUGGCCGAGGAGAACAAACAGAUCAUCCGGAAGCACGCGCAGACCUUCGUCGCCCUCUGUGCCACAGACGUGAAGUUCAUUUCCAACCCGCCUUCCAUGGUGGCAGCGGGGAGCGUGCUGGCCGCGGUGCAAGGCCUGCCCCUGGGGAGCUCCAACAGCUUCCUGUCCUAUCCGCGCCUCACCCGGUUCCUCUCCAAAGUGAUCAAGUGUGACGCGGACUGUCUCCGGGCGUGCCAGGAGCAGAUCGAGGCCCUGCUGGAGUCCAGCCUGCGCCAGGCCCAGCAGCAGAGCCUAGACCCCAAGGCGGCGGAGGAGGAGGAGGAGGAGGAGGAGGCCGACCUGGCCUGCACACCCACCGACGUUCGAGACGUGAACAUUUGAGGGCGCGCACGCGUGGCGCGGGAGGGGCCGGCCCCGGGUGCUCCCUGGACAGGACCGCUCCUCGCCAGGACCGGUCACGACCAGAAGGGAAAGCUUCCUUCUCCUUUACUGUCGGUUUUUUUCCUUUGCUCUUUCUCCCUUUCGUCUCUGACAUAAGCAAAAGAAAAAAAAAGUAUCCGAGAAGCUGUCUUUAAAAAAAAAAAAAAAAAAAGAAAAGAAAAAAAAAAGGAGAGAAAAAAAAUAGUAUUUGCAUAACCCUGAGCUGGGGGGAGGGGGUGGGGGGAGGCUGUGCUACAAAAAUAGAGAAUCUUACACCCCAUAAUCAACUAGGUCGUACGCGAACGUGUUUGUGUCUCUGUGUCGUAAGGAUAGGCAUUAACACAAGGAACAAGUCUGCAGGGGAGGAUUAGAUUUGAUUCUUUCUGUGUUUAAAACAAAACGACGGCAAAAAAAAAAAAAAAAAAAAAGCAUGAAAACACGGUAAAAACGAGAGAAAAGCCAAGAAACCAUUUCUGAAGCGGAAGAGGGUCGUAGGCAGCAAACGUGUUCGUGUGCUGUUCUGAAGGAGCACAGCUUUAAGGCGGUUCUAGGCGUCCCACAACUCGCUUGCUUGGGCAUGUAGUCACUUUAUGAGUAAGUCAUUUGUGCGCGUUCAUUUUAUCCCGUAGGUAGGCGCGUAACCUCCUCACCUGUCAGUGGCUGGCGUAACCUCGGUCAGCGUAGCGUAGAGCUCAGCACGGCCGCGUGCUAACCCUCCCUCCGCCUGUGGCCCGACCCGGGGCGGGUGGCCGGGCACCGGCCGGCGUGGCGGCCACAGAAAUCCAGCUCUGACUCCUGGCCUGCGCUACUGUAAAAGAGAACCCGCCACCGCGACGUAAUAUAUUCUAUUUUUAUAAUCUUCAUAUUUUUGUAGAGGCCUGUUUAGGAGAUGCCGGUUUCUCACCCCACAGACCCACAGCCUGCUCACGUCCAGGUGAAAUCCACGGCUCCUUCCCCGCCCCCCCUUCUCAAUACUCUAGAACCAUUUUCCCUCUUCAAUGUUCUAGAACCAUUUCUCCUCUUUAAUGUUCUAGAACUCCUUUUCCUGUUUAACGUUAAGUUCUAGAACCAUUUUCCCUCUCCAGUGCUCUAAAACCAUUUUUUCCUUCUCGAUAUUCUAGAACCAUUCCAUUUCAAAGCACUUUCAACGCAUCUCUCUGUUUAUGUUGUGUGUGGAGGGGGGGGCAGUUUCUUAAUGGAAUGGUUUGGGAAUAUUCACGUACUUGGGUGCAGACGGGAUUGCAAGGCAAGUGCAUGUCACUGUGGAGUUAGCGAGAGGGGGUGUUCUCGAAGGCGAGCUUCCAGUCAAGAAGUGCAUUCUUACAUUGCCAGGAUGAUGCGUUUCUUUCUCUGUAGGGUAGUGUAAGUUUAGGAAUCCCUUGGUGCCAACUGGUGUUUGAGAGUAGGGGCCUUUAAAGGUUUACCUCGAGAAGGUGUAGUUUAAGGGUUAGGAAGGUUUUGAAACACUAAAAUAUAUAAUUUAUAGUUAAGGCUAAAAAGAAUAUUUAUUGCAGAGGAUGUUCGUAAGGCCAGUAUGAUUUAUAAAGUAAUGUAAUCUCCCCUUGAUGUAAACACACACACACACACACACACACACACACACACACCUUUCUGCCUUUGGGGUUAUGGGUUUCACACGGUGUAUAACCGUUAGGUCCUUUUUUAUAGGAGAGAGAACAAAAGUCCUGAGGAAAAAAACACAGCAUGGAUUGUGCCGUUUGGUUCCCAGGGCGGGAACCCGAUCCGAGAGGCAUCAGUUAGGCGGAAAAUUAGGGUACUCGAAACCAGUUCAGCGCCCCCCCCCCCCACAUUCUUGUCCCCUCGUCCCCUCCUUUCAAGAAAGGUUAGCAACCCGUAGACAAUUUGCACAUCUUGGCUGUGUACCUUUUUUGUAACGACUGCGUAGGGAGCGUCGGGAGGUAGCGAGAGCACAGGGCUGGUGCUUGGCGAGGGCGCGAGGUGCGUGUGCGCGGAGGGCUGAGGGCGGGACCACGCGACGGGCAGGCUGCCGCUCCGCUUCCUGAUUCGCUGCUACCGAUGACUUCCCAGCACCCGGUUUGGAAAACAGAUUCACGUUGCUUUUCUGUGUCUCUUUCACAUUGUUUUGCUGCUAUUGGAGGAUCAGUUUGUUUUGUUUUGUUUUACGAUGUCAUAUACUGCCAUGUUCUAGUUUUAAUUUUCUCAUAGAAAAAUGUAUUAAGGAUGCCUUUUUUUUUUUGUAGAUUUUUUUUUUUUAUGUGAUCAAUUUUGACUUAAUGUGAUUACUGCUCUAUUCCAAAAAGGUUCCUGUUUCACGAUACCUCAUGCUUCUCUUAGCCAUGUGUAGACCAGGCGGUCAGGCCCCGUCUGGCCCGCGGCCUCCUGCUUCGGCAAACAGACACGCAGACGGGAUCCCCAAACGGGCCCGGCGGGAUGGGCUCCGGGCCGCGUUCGUGCGCGCAGCCCGGCAUCCCCGAGGCCCGGGUCACGUCCGCCUCCUCCUCCCUGCGCCUGUGAUGCUGGGCUGUCCUCCUGACCUGGGACGUACCACCACUGUGGUUUUUACAGCCGUGUCGUUCUUUGCGUGUAGCUAUGAAAGUUGCAUUAUUAUAAUUAUCGUGACGAGUGUGUCCUGACGUGCCGCGUGGUGCUGUGCUGCGGGGCUCCGUCACUCUGGACGCUCAGAGCGGCUUCGGGACCGGGUUACAGCUCCGGCCGUGUGGCAUCUGUCAUUCUGUGCCCGCGUUUUCUGUGUGUUGCUCUCUUCAGUACAGCGUGAUGCUAAUGUCAAAGGACUCCAAGCCUCAGUGAGGCCAGCUAACAGCGCCGUGUUCCCAUGUCGCCUGGCACGCUGCUCGACUCCAAGGAUUUGCACCAUCUGCGGCCCCUGCCCCAGCGGGGUCAGCCUGUGUGCUCCCAGGCCAUUGGCAGGCCCCGAACCCGCCCCGCCCCGCCCCGCCCCUGCAGGAGCACUGCCUCCGCUUACCUCAACCCUUGUGGCUGCGGCAUCUCUGUGUCUGAACCAAACGGGGCCCUUGAGGGACGGUCUGUCCUGGUGGGGGGGGUGUGAACGUCGUGUGUGCUCAAAGGCCGUGGCCGGUCCGGGGAGCACAGCGGAGUCUGUCCUGUGACCAGCAAGUCUGUGAGGGUCUCUUGGUGGGUGGGCAGCUGUGGUCUGUGUGUAUUUCGGUUGCACCCUGCGGCGUUUCCCAGCACAGACGUGUAACCGGCACGUUGCCAGCAGAAAACAAAAGACAAACGUGAAAAGUCUAGAAAUAAAAUUGGUAAAACCCC
This is a messenger RNA of Leopardus geoffroyi (Geoffroy's cat), 4576 nucleotides long. It is a transcript of the gene CCND1, whose product is annotated as cyclin D1. The record is from RefSeq and is a predicted model, not a curated record. The transcript is spliced from 6 exons. Gene Ontology annotation, molecular function: cyclin-dependent protein serine/threonine kinase regulator activity. Gene Ontology annotation, cellular component: cyclin-dependent protein kinase holoenzyme complex; cytoplasm; nucleus. Gene Ontology annotation, biological process: mitotic cell cycle phase transition; regulation of cyclin-dependent protein serine/threonine kinase activity; positive regulation of G1/S transition of mitotic cell cycle. Lineage: Eukaryota; Metazoa; Chordata; Mammalia; Carnivora; Felidae. The coding region runs from base 377 to 1264 and encodes 295 amino acids.